AUGGCAUUGGACAUCACAAUGAAGAUAAUAUCAUUUUCUCAGCGGCCGCGAGCUAUAUGCACUUCUGCAAGUGGAGUUAUAUCAAGCGUCAUGCUUCGGCAGGCUGAUUCUUGGGGUACAUUGACACAUGAGGGACGGUUUGAAAUUUUGUCAUUAUCUGGCUCAUUCAUGCCGAAUGAAAGUGCAGGAACACGAAGCAGAUCGGGUGGCAUGAGUGUUUCUUUAGCAAGUCCAGAUGGGCGCGUCAUAGGGGGUAGUGUAGCUGGUUUGUUGGUAGCAGCAAGUCCUGUGCAGGUUGUGGUUGGCAGUUUUCUGGCUGGAAACCAGCAUGAUCUGAAGACAAAGAAACAGAAACAUGAGAUUGUAUCAACAGCAAUUGUUCCUUUGUCUACUGCUGAUCCAAUACCUAUCCUGUCAUCUCCACCUUCCUUCCCUGCUCACAAUUGGUCUGCAUUGCCUUCUGAUACGAGGAACAACAUGACCACUGACAUUAAUGUGCCUCUAUCUGCAGGGUAAUAUAUAUCCCACAUGAAUUUAUUUUUUCUGCCGACAAAAAUCGUUAUAUAGUCCUUAGCUGUUGGGCUGCUUUCCCUUGUUUGUGCCAUUGAAACUUACUGGAACUAGGAUGUUUUCUGAGGUUCAUUUCCAUGCAGAAUUUUUGUUAGCUGAUGAUAGAUGAGCUUCUCUGCUUUGGUUUGCUCAUUUUGUUUGGGGUAGAAUGUUCUGAUGUGUUGGUUAUUCCUUAGAUCACCUUUCUCCUUGAUUGUGAAAUCCCAAGUUAAUUUUUGUU
Messenger RNA from Neltuma alba, 790 nucleotides. Its product is annotated as AT-hook motif nuclear-localized protein 1-like. Gene Ontology annotation, molecular function: minor groove of adenine-thymine-rich DNA binding. NCBI's taxonomy places the organism in Eukaryota, Viridiplantae, Streptophyta, Magnoliopsida, Fabales, Fabaceae. The record is from RefSeq and is a predicted model, not a curated record.